This is a messenger RNA of Topomyia yanbarensis, 1426 nucleotides long. It is a transcript of the gene wuho, whose product is annotated as tRNA (guanine-N(7)-)-methyltransferase non-catalytic subunit wuho. NCBI's taxonomy places the organism in Eukaryota, Metazoa, Arthropoda, Insecta, Diptera, Culicidae. Gene Ontology annotation, biological process: RNA (guanine-N7)-methylation. Gene Ontology annotation, molecular function: tRNA (guanine(46)-N7)-methyltransferase activity; protein binding. The record is from RefSeq and is a predicted model, not a curated record. Bases 121 to 1299 code for a protein of 392 amino acids. The transcript has 2 exons. Gene Ontology annotation, cellular component: tRNA methyltransferase complex; cytosol; nucleus.
GCCACCCUGCUCGCGUGCACGUGCAUUGGAACAAACAGAACAAACAUAUUUAUCUACAUAAUAUUUUUGAACUGGAGCAAACGUACAUGAUUUUGAGUUGAUUGUUCUUAUUCGAUAGUUAUGCCGUUUUUAAAAUUAGCUGGAAAUUUAGCAAUAGUUGCCUUCAACAAGAAUAUAUAUUUUGUGAACAAGACAACGAAUUGGUCAUAUAAGGUCGAUUUGAACGCACCGCCAGAGAAAGGUCAUCCACGGAAAUAUUUUGAUGCCGACAGUGGAAGUGAGGAAGAUGUCUGCAAACUUCAAGACCACCAAAACAAAGAAAUUAACGAGGAAAAAAUAAACAUAGUCUCUGCGGAAGUGCACGAAACAAUAUUAGCUGUUUCUACAAGCGACAAAUCAUUGUUGCUUUACGAGAGCGAGGAUUUUAGUAAAGCUGGGAGUCUUAAGUUGUUAUCCCGACGGUUUGUGGCAAGAACCACCAGUUGUAUGAAAUUUGCAGGUAGUGGCGAGUUUAUUGUCGUUUGCGAUAAAGGUGGAGAUUGCUAUGCAUAUGACUGCAAAGAUUUCACAAAACCAGGGCAAUGGUUAUUUGGCCAUAUGAGCCAAGUGCUCGACGUACUAAUAAAUCCCGAUGAAAGCCUAAUCAUUACCAGCGAGAGAGAUGAAAAAAUACGCGUGACCAGAUGUCCGGAAAGCCAUAACAUUGAAACAUUUUGUCUUGGUCAUACUGAAUUUGUUUCUCACUUGGAAUUCCUAGCCACAUCCAACUGUUCAUUAUUACUUUCCUUGUCAGGAGAUAAAACGUUACGCGUAUGGGAGUAUAAGACAGGAAAAGAACUGUUUCGAAAGGAACUAAAAUUACCGGGUACUAAACUAACGACAAAACUGCUUCAUGAUGGAAGUACACUGGCAGUCGUACUUUGCUACAAACCAAAUACAUUAGCUGUGUACAGAAUAAUUAUCAAGGAUACUUUUAGGUGUGAAUUUAUUCAGAAGUUAAAUACCGCGCCUAAUAUCGUUUUGUCGACAAUCACAUUCGACAACCAUUUUAAUUUGCUUGCACUUACUAUAGAGGAAGAUACUUCGAUAGUGGCGUUGAAAAUGUAUGACUUUGAUCAAGAAAAAAACAUUUUCAACAUAGAUUAUGUAGAUUAUCCGAGUGAGACUUUCGUUAGCUGUUUAAAAGAUGAGCGAUUGCCCUAUGUUGAUUCAGUUUCAUUCCUGUUUAAAAAAAAAUUUGAUAACAUCAAAGACUAUCACGAACGCAAACGGAAGAGAUGUGAGGAAAAUAGCAAAUAGAUUUUUUUCAAUAUUCUAUGAUUCUUUCUAUUCAUUAGUGUUAAAAACUUUUAUUGUUCAUAAUAAAUUUACACAACGCAAAACAUGUGUUGUUUAAACUGGUUUAUAAUCCAGCUUGCUUUCCAAA